AGUUAGGUAGCCAGGCAUUGGCAUGCAAGGUAGACACCCUGAGGCAUUCUGAACUCCUGGUAUUCAUCUGUUCAGUAUUUAUACCCUCCUGAAUUUGAAUAUUCGAUGAAGAUAAUCUGCAAGUGUUCGCUGCUGCUUCUCUCAGAGGAUCUUGAAGGGAAGCAGUUGGAUGGGAAGAAGUUUUGAAGGCCUUGUCUCACUCUGAAACGGGUUUGUCCCUAUUCCUCUGAGGGAAUAUAAGGAAAAGGUGUUGUUUUAUGCCUGAUUUUUUGGUAUGAAAACAAGUGACCAGCUUGGUCUCAGCUGUAUUAGGAUAGAAAGCUCCCAUGGCGACUGCCCAGUAGUGAGCAGCAAAUGUGUACUUAGCCUCUAAGGAGAUUAUUUAACACAGUUCCAAUUUUGUUUAUUAUUAUUUUAUUAUUUCUGCAUUUGCUUGUCGGGAGUGGAUUUGCAGCUGUACCCUCGGAACGCAGGCAGUGUCUGAUUUUGUGGGGAGCCACAGCAGCAGGAGUCCUGGGCGGCUCUGCGGGAGCACGGCGAUGGCAGAAGUGUGGAAUUAGGAGUCUCUGCUGUCCGCAGAGGCAGAUCAGAGGUGGAGAGAAAAGGGGAGGGCAAGGACGGCAACCACUAAAACCCUUCCCCAAAUGGAUGAAUGAAUGGGUGACACACAUAAAUGACUGCUGUGAUGAUCUGACUUACUGUAGCUCGGUCUCGGGAUAAUCCUCAUAUGUCAGAUUUCUGUAAGGCCAACAUGUGACACAAAGCCGGGCUCCCAGCAGACAAGUGUGCUGUGCUGGUAUUAGGGGCUGAGCUUGGAGCCCGUGGCCCUGUGGGGUGUGCCCGCUCCCCUCCCUGCGCCUGCUGGGGCGGCAUCAGAGGCAAACUGCGACCCCAGCAACUCUUGGCUGUUGCGUAGACGGCCCAAGCCUGCCCGUGUGGCUGUACCUUUUGGAGAAAAGAGGAGGGAGGGGGGAAAAGCCAGACGCAAGAAACGGGAAAGCCCCCAAAGACUUGUAGCUGGGAUUACCUUGUUCACACCUGUCACCACUGAUGUCCUGUCAAGGUCAGAAUCGGAGCUACGUGAGGCCAGCUUAAAGCGAACGCCAUGUGAAAGGAGCUCUAUGAAGGAACAGCAGGCACUGGAAGGAGGACUGGAGUGCCCACAGGAACAUGAACAACAGCUUGCAAGUUAACCUGCCCAGGACUUGGGCUGGUUCAAACAGCUCGCUCCAGGAGAAGUCUGAGCAUUCCUUUUUUCUUUUCUAUUACUAUAGGAUGGAGGACGAGGCAGUACUGGAUAGAGGGGCUUCCUUCCUUAAGCAUGUAUGUGAUGAAGAAGAAGUGGAAGGUCACCACACGAUUUACAUCGGGGUCCACGUGCCGAAGAGCUACAGGCGCAGGAGGCGUCACCGGAGAAGAGCUGGGCACAAAGAAAAGAAAGAAAAGGAGAAAAUCUCGGAGAACUACUCGGACAAAUCAGACGUAGAAAACGCUGAUGAGACAAGCAGCAGCAUCCUUAAACCACUCAUCUCCCCCGCCGCCGAGCGCAUCCGCUUCAUCCUCGGAGAGGAAGAUGACAGCCCCGCGCCCCCGCAGCUCUUCACCGAGCUGGACGAGCUUCUGGCUGUCGAUGGACAGGAGAUGGAGUGGAAGGAGACUGCAAGGUGGAUCAAGUUUGAGGAGAAGGUAGAGCAGGGUGGGGAGCGAUGGAGCAAACCGCACGUGGCCACCUUGUCUCUGCACAGCCUGUUCGAGCUGAGGACCUGCAUAGAGAAGGGCUCCAUCAUGCUGGAUAUGGAGGCCUCUUCCCUCCCACAGGUGGUGGAGAUGAUCGUUGACAAUCAGAUCGAGACGGGGCUGCUGAAACCCGACCUGAAGGACAAGGUCACCUACACGCUGCUCAGGAAGCACCGGCACCAGACCAAGAAAUCCAACCUGCGCUCGCUGGCUGACAUUGGAAAGACCGUCUCCAGUGCAAGUAGGAUGUUUUCCAACCCCGAUAAUGCACGCAGCCCGCUGGAGAGCUCCGUGCCCUGCCUGGCCACGCGCACGCUGGACGAUGAACUGGGAGUGCAGCGCAGCCCCAGCGUGGGAUGGCUCAGCAGCCCGGCCAUGGCUCACCGAAACCUGACUUCCACCAGCCUCAACGACAUCUCGGACAAGCCUGAGAAGGACCAGCUGAAGAAUAAAUUCAUGAAGAAGUUGCCCCGUGACGCUGAGGCCUCCAACGUGCUGGUGGGGGAGGUGGAUUUCCUGGAGAGCCCCUUCAUUGCCUUCGUGCGGCUGCAGCAGGCGGUCAUGCUGGGAGCUCUCACCGAGGUCCCCGUUCCCACACGAUUUCUCUUCAUUCUGCUGGGACCAAAGGGCAAAGCCAAGUCCUAUCAUGAGAUCGGCCGAGCCAUUGCCACGCUGAUGUCGGAUGAGGUAUUCCAUGACAUUGCCUAUAAAGCCAAGGACCGUCAGGACCUGAUCGCAGGCAUCGAUGAAUUUCUGGAUGAAGUCAUUGUGCUCCCCCCUGGGGAAUGGGAUCCAGCCAUUAGGAUAGAGCCCCCCAAGUCUCUCCCUUCUUCAGAUAAGAGGAAGAACAUGUACUCGGGUGGGGAGAACGUGCAGAUGAACGGCGACACGCCCCACGACGGCGGCCACGGCGGCGGCGGCCACGGCGACUGCGAGGAGCUGCAGCGCACGGGCAGAUUCUGCGGGGGCUUGAUCAAAGACAUCAAGAGGAAAGCACCGUUCUUCGCCAGCGACUUCUACGACGCUUUGAACAUCCAGGCCCUCUCAGCCAUCCUCUUCAUCUACCUGGCCACUGUCACCAAUGCCAUCACUUUCGGGGGAUUGCUUGGGGAUGCUACGGAGAACAUGCAGGGCGUGUUGGAGAGCUUCCUGGGCACCGCUGUCACCGGCGCCGUGUUUUGCCUUCUGGCUGGCCAGCCCCUCACCAUUCUGAGCAGCACGGGACCCGUCCUGGUCUUCGAGAGGCUCCUCUUCAAUUUCAGCAAGGACAAUGACUUUGACUACCUGGAGUUCCGCCUCUGGAUCGGCCUCUGGUCAGCCUUCCAGUGUCUCAUUCUCGUGGCCACCGACGCCAGCUUCCUGGUCAAGUACUUCACCCGCUUCACCGAAGAAGGGUUUUCCUCCCUGAUCAGCUUCAUCUUCAUUUAUGAUGCUUUCAAGAAGAUGAUCAAGCUGGCAGAUCAUUAUCCCAUCAACUCCCAGUUCAAGGUGGACUAUAUCACUCAUUACUCUUGUGCCUGUAAACCACUAGAUCCAGUUAAUAGCUCAUUACUUAACAGGACAAUGGUGCUGUCAGACUAUGAGCUGGUCUCUCCCUCCUCUGAGCUGGCCAACACCACCAUUGACUGGGCAGCUCUGACAGCCAAGGACUGCUUGAAGUAUGGGGGUCAGCUUGUGGGCAACAACUGUGACUAUGUCCCUGACAUCACCCUCAUGUCUUUCAUCCUCUUCUUUGGCACUUACACCUGCUCCAUGGCCCUGAAGAAAUUCAAGACCAGUCGCUACUUUCCCACCACUGCCCGGAAGCUCAUCAGUGACUUUGCCAUUAUCCUGUCCAUCUUGAUCUUCUGUGGAAUAGAUGCCCUGGUUGGUGUGGACACACCAAAACUAAUUGUGCCAAGCGAAUUCAAGCCAACCAGUCCCGAGAGGGGUUGGUUCAUCCCACCUUUUGGAGGGAACCCCUGGUGGGUGUACCUGGCAGCAGCCAUCCCUGCCCUGCUGGUGACCAUCCUCAUCUUCAUGGACCAGCAGAUCACCGCCGUCAUCGUCAACAGGAAGGAGCACAAGCUCAAGAAAGGUGCUGGAUAUCAUCUGGAUUUGUUCUGGGUGGCCAUUCUGAUGAUUGUCUGCUCCUUUAUGGGGCUGCCCUGGUACGUGGCUGCUACCGUCAUCUCCAUCGCUCACAUUGACAGCCUGAAGAUGGAGACGGAGACUUCAGCCCCUGGAGAGCAGCCCAAGUUUUUGGGAGUGAGGGAGCAGAGAGUCACUGGUGUCAUCGUUUUCAUCCUCACCGGGGUGUCUGUCUUCAUGGCUCCCAUCCUGAAGUUCAUUCCCAUGCCCGUGCUCUACGGUGUCUUCCUCUACAUGGGAGUCGCAUCCCUCAACGGCGUGCAGUUCAUGGAUCGGCUGAAGCUGCUCUUGAUGCCUCUAAAACACCAGCCUGACUUCAUCUACCUGCGCCACGUCCCGCUGCGCAGGGUCCACCUCUUCACCUUCCUGCAGGUGGUGUGCCUGGCCCUCCUCUGGAUCCUCAAAUCCACCGUGGCUGCUAUCAUAUUCCCUGUCAUGAUCUUGGCCCUGGUGGCAGUCAGAAAAGCCAUGGACUACCUCUUUUCCCAGCAUGACUUAAGCUUUCUUGACGACGUCAUUCCAGAAAAGGACAAGAAGAAGAAAGAGGAUGAGAAGAAGAAGAAAAAGAAGAAGGGCAGUAUGGACAGUGACAAUGAUGAUUCUGACUGCCCCUACUCAGAAAAAGUCCCAAGUAUUAAAAUUCCAAUGGACAUCAUGGAGCAGGAGCCUUUCCUAAGUGAUAGCAAACCUGCUGACAGAGAGAAAUCACCAACAUUCCUCGAACGCCACACGUCGUGCUGAUACGAUUCCCUUCCUUCAACCACACGCCAUGCCAAGCCCUCCACGAACUCCAGUAAAAGUUGUGCCUCAAAUUAGAAUAGAACUUGAGCCUGAAGACAAUGGUUAUUUCUGGAGGAGCAAGGGAACAGAAACUACUUUGUAAUUUGUCUGUCUGUCCGAUCUUUUACGAAUUCAUUUUGUCACUAGCCAAAUGUUAAGAAGCUCCCUGCUCCCGGUGCGAAGGUAACCGAGCCCCCCUCCCUCUGCCCCUCCCUGCCCACGCCCCCGGGCUCUCCGGGACUCGGCUGCCUCCUGCUCGGCCAGGGCAGGAGCGCUCCGGACUCACCUCGGCCUGCGGGAACGCCAGGGGCUCUGCCCCAGCCGGGCAGAACAGAGCUGACCUCCGGGCUGAGCCGCGUCUGCUCCCGAGAUGCUGGAACGUGCUGCUACCCCUCACCUGCUCCCUCCUGUAGAUACAAGAGAAGGUACUUCACUCCCAGCACAGACAGACCAUUGCCAUCGCUGUAGCAUGUUUGGAAGUGUCCCUUUCCUAUGCAAUUUUUUUUAAAGAAACACUUUAAUGGACUUAAUCCGUCAGGUACAUGGAAGAGUGUUAUUUUCCUAGAUUAUUUUGUUUAAAUUAUGGGGGCCUAACCUGCGACUUUUUUUUUUUUUUGACAAUUUUUUUAACCUUUUUUUAAUUACUGUAAAGAAAAAUGAAUUUUUUUCCUGCAGCAGGAAACAUAUAGUUAUGAGUAGUUCUACCUCUUAUUUCUAGAUGCCAGGCUUUCUGUAAAAAAUGUAUUGUACCGUAUACAAUGUGAUUUUUACAAAAAAAAAACAACCCCACGACAUCACACCACAAUCUCCAGGACGUGGCGUAGGGCCGGAUCGGUUCCAUUAACACCUUCUGCUCCGAAGCAUCUCUUUUUCUUAGGGUUAAGUUGGGUUUUGGAGUUUUUUUUAAUGAGCAAUCCCUGCUGUGAAAGAGACUGAAAUCUCUUGUGGUCUUAGAAGAGCCUAAAUGGACAGCUGCUGGUCAUGUCCCUGCUGUCGAUUCCUGCCGUGGGAUGGCUCCACGAUUUUCUCGGCGCACUGGUGCGUGUGCAGUGAGAAGAGCCGAGGUGUGCCUCAGGCACGGUGCUCGAGGAGGAAGAUGAAGGUGGCCUGCUGGGAUGUUCAUCCUGACACUGGGAUUUGCCAACACCUGCAUCCUCCUGCAGGGCAGCCCUGUGUGCCACCACCUGCAGCGUGCUCCCUGCACCCCGGCCACUCGGCCCCACGCGGGCACUGCGGCAGCACUGAGCAGCCCGGGCGAGGGCAUCCCAGGAGCUUGGGGUGGAACCAGCGAGUGGACAUCACGGCAGGAGAGAGGCUUUUCUCUCUGCGGCACGUUCAUGCUGGUGUGUGCAUCUGAAGGCACGUUCGGGAAACUGGGCUUCACCGGGACGCGGGGAACACGCUCAAAGCUUCGUCCAAAAAUCAAAAAGCAGAACAAGAAGAACAAGUACCCCAGCUCUCGAGGCGAAUUCCCUGAUGGAGACAAUCCCAUCACAGAGGAUGGGCACGUGCUGCCGCUUGGUCCUUGUGAAACCAAAGUCUGGGUUGGUGAAGUGAAGAAGAUUUUCUGAUGGUGCUGAGACCUUAAAUGCCAAAUUUUAGCAUCUGCUCCCACACAGGAACCACCACCUCCUUACAGCCCCUGCUCCCUCUCGAGGGGUCUCCCCUUCAGUUUCCAUGAAAUUUGUGUUGGGUAUCCCAGGAACCCGGCUGAAACCUGCUGGGGAGACCUGGGAAAGGCCUGAAGAGGAGCAGCUCUGGGAUCCCUUCUGCUGCUGGAGGACAGGUACUUGGGAAGUGUGGUGCCAGCUUUAGCCAAUGCUCUCCAUCCUUGGUGGACACCAGUCCUGGCACCCAGUGGGGACCCGGGCUGGAGCCUUGCCUGUGGAGCACACAGGAGCUGCGUGUGGGAUUGCUGCACAUCCUGCCCAGACCGUGGGUGUGCAGCAAUCCCAGAGGAGAGGUGCCAGCAGGGGAUCACAGGGGCUGUCCCGGUCACUUCCACGAGCACAGCUUCCAGCUGCUGGUGCCUGGUGACCUGUCUCCCCAAAAACGAGCUCUUCGCUUCUGGACCCUGUUAGAUACACUUGGAGUGUCCUGACUGCUGUUCUAGAUCUUUCUCUGUGUUGUGUUUCCUGUGUUGUGCUGAGGGCAGCGCUGCCGACGGGACGGAGGGUUCUGCGGCUUCGCGUGAGGAGCGCCCACCUCCGGCGGCAGGGAAAGGUUCCCUUGCCUUGGAGAGAACUAGAACGUCCCUUCAACCCGGAUUAGGUAUUGUGUCAGGAAUGAGGGUGGAGACUGACCCAAAGCCCUCCAAGGUCAGAGGCAGCCGUCAAAAAUGACCUUCCCCCAGCAAAUGCGGGGUCCCGGCUGGCGGUGGCACGCGCGGUGGCCACCGGGCACGGGCAGCUCUGUGCCAGCCCCGGCCCGCACCGCCCCUCCCGGGGCCGAUGCGCCUCCGUGUCCCUGUUGGAAUCGAGUCGCACUUUCAGAUACUUUUAUUCUUGUUCUUAGUUCUCCCAAGUCCGUGUUUUCUUUGGAGGAGGGAACAAGGACUUAGGAUGAAAUGAAGUGGAUCAGAUGGUGGAACUAAAAGGAAAAAAAAAAAAGCAGAAAACAUUUCAAACAUAUUAAAGUGAUUUUUUUUUCCAGUAAUAUAAAAAAUGAAAUUCCUUAUAACAUUAUAGUAUUUUACAGUUUUAUGAAGCUUUCUAUUGUGACUUUUAUGGAAUCAAAAGAUGAAGAUGAUGAGAUAUUUUAGCAUUUAUAUUUUUCAAAAUUAAAUAAAUGUAUACUGAAAAUAAAGUAACUUUAUGCAUUUA
This is a messenger RNA of Motacilla alba alba, 7469 nucleotides long. RefSeq names its product solute carrier family 4 member 4 (gene SLC4A4). Bases 1171 to 4608 code for a protein of 1145 amino acids. The transcript has 26 exons. Gene Ontology annotation, molecular function: monoatomic anion transmembrane transporter activity; solute:inorganic anion antiporter activity; sodium:bicarbonate symporter activity. Gene Ontology annotation, cellular component: plasma membrane; basolateral plasma membrane. Gene Ontology annotation, biological process: monoatomic anion transport; transmembrane transport; regulation of intracellular pH. The record is from RefSeq and is a predicted model, not a curated record. NCBI's taxonomy places the organism in Eukaryota, Metazoa, Chordata, Aves, Passeriformes, Motacillidae.